Messenger RNA from Larimichthys crocea (large yellow croaker), 1050 nucleotides. Its product is annotated as type-2 ice-structuring protein-like. Lineage: Eukaryota; Metazoa; Chordata; Actinopteri; Sciaenidae. The record is from RefSeq and is a predicted model, not a curated record. The coding region runs from base 281 to 793 and encodes 170 amino acids. The transcript is spliced from 7 exons.
GUGAUCAUGUACCACUGAUUUCUUAAUCAUGUUUCUGAGAACAGGAACUGAGUUCCCUUUUUUGAUGAAGAUGAUGAGGUAAGUAACUGUAUAUAAGAUCUGGCGUUUCUCUUGUUCAGUGUCUCUGCACAGGACGAUUGAAUCCACACAGAAGAAGUCAUUCUGCAGCAGGUUCUGAUUUCCUUUACUGGACUCACAGUGCGUACAGGUUGUCUGUUCUCUACAGAAUUAUCAUUAACAUGUCUGUCUCUCUGUAUUUAAGGUAAUCCCACUCUCCACCAUGAAGUUGCUGACUGUGUCCGCAUUUCUUUGUGCCAUGAUAGCUCUGAACAGAGCUGCUGCUCUUGGGCCGCUGAUCAAAACAGCAAAGAAUCACCUGGUCAUUGGGUCCGCAUCUUGUCCUUGUGGCUGGUCUGAGUUCAAUGGGAGAUGCUUCCACUUCUUUCCAACAAUUAUGACUUGGGCCAAAGCUGAGUCAAACUGUCUGUCUCUGGGUGGACACCUCGCAUCCAUUCACAACAUCCUGGAGUACCAUGCGAUUCAGAAUCUGAUUCAGAGCACCACUGAAAAUAAAAUAAAAAUAAAAACAUGGGUCGGAGGCUCUGAUGCACAAGAGGAGGGUGAGUGGUUCUGGAGCGAUGGUACAGAAUUCAGUUAUUCCAACUGGUGUCCUGGAGAACCCAAUAACUACCAAGGCCAGCAUUGCCUUCAGAUCAAUUAUGGAACUGGAAACUGCUGGGAUGACGUCAGCUGUUACAAGUAUAGACCGUCCGUCUGUGCCAAGGAAAUCUGAUGGUUCCUGUGCUGCCACAGAGACUUGAAAGCAUCUUUCUUUUUCUUUUGAGUUUCUUCAUCUCAUUUCAAAUCUGUAUCGCUGUAAUGCUGCUUAAGGAAUGAAGCGACAAGUGACAUAAACUGGAGCUGGACUGUCUCUUUGGCCUUGUGCUUUUAAAUAAGAGCAGACUGAAUGUGUUAUGAGAAGAAUGCCUUCUGCUAAGUGUACUGAUAUUUCUUCAUUCAAUAAUAAUAAAGGCUCAAGCAUUGAACAAA